GGUUGAAGUGAUUAGGUGAGCCUGGAUUUCCAGUCUGUGUCAGAACCGUAAGCAGACCAGAGGGCGGGUGGUAUACUGUGUAGGAGAAAAGGACUGCGGGAGGGCGUGGCCUGCUGCUGCACUGCACAGACGCACGGAUACGCACAACGUGCGUGCCCAGUAGUGAGGUGCGCAAGCGUGAGGCGGCCGAGGCGUGACGUCACGGCCCGCGUCUGGAGCUGCUGCAGAGUCGGGCUGGUUGUCCGGCUCUCGCAGGCGGUGGUAGUCCUGCGGCGGUUUUGGCGCCAUGUUCGGCUCAAGCCGCGGCGGUGUGCGCGGCGGGCAGGACCAGUUUAAUUGGGAGGACGUGAAGACUGACAAGCAGAGGGAAAACUACCUGGGGAAUUCGCUGAUGGCGCCUGUGGGCCGCUGGCAGAAGGGCCGUGACCUCACUUGGUACGCGAAGGGUCGCACGCCGGGCGUGGGGCCGAGCCGCGAGGAGGAGCUGGCGGCCGUGCGCGAGGCCGAAAGGGAGGCUCUGCUGGCCGCGCUAGGCUACAAGAACGUGAGGAAGCAGCCCACCGGCCUGAGCAAGGAGGAUUUCGUGGAGAUUUGCAAGCGAGAGGGAAGCGACCCCGAGGAGAAGAGCGUGGACCGGCUGCUGGGGCUGGGAAGCGCCAGUGGCUCCGCGGGUCGUGUGGCUCUGUCGCGGGAAGACAAGGAGGCCGCGAAGCUGGGGUUGUCGGUGUUCACGCACCACCGCGUGGACAGCAGCAGCCAGGGCACCUCUCCAGCUGCGGCCAAGAGGAAGCCACACGCUGAGGACAAGGCGGAACAUGGCAUUGAAAGCCACAAGAGAAGCAAGAAAGAGAAGAAGAAGAAAAAGAAGAAACAUAAGAAACAUAAGAAGAAGAAAGACAAAGAACACAAGAAGGAGGCUGAAGCCACUUCCUCCUCUCCUUCUCCUGCUCGGCCUGGGCACCAGCGGCAUGAUUCUGACUCCUCCGCCUCCCCCUGCUAUAAAAGGAGGAAAUGGGGACAUAGCAGAGACAGUGGAAGGACCCCAUCCCACAGACGACAGGACAGAUAGCUCUGAUGACUGAGACUACUGGACUGAUAAGAUGCCAGAUCCCUGGCUACCCUGAGCUGGGACCCUGCUUGCUCACCACUAGGCUCUGUAAGAAUUGGGCUAUGGCUGCCACUUCCCAACUUGGGUCAGCUGUGGGCCCACCCAGGGAAACCCAUCUUGGUAAGGCAGGUAGCUGUCCCUUGAGUGACUGAGCUGUGCCUACUGGACCUUGGAAGCUGACUGGCCACUGGGGAGGAGGGCUGCUUUGUGGUAACCUCUCUAGGUUUCUGUGAAGGGGGACUGCAGAGCCAAGACUCGGUUGUCUGCUGCAUCAGUCUAGGUACUCCAUGCUUAACUGUGACCAAGUAUGGUUACUUUUUUAU
Molecule: messenger RNA, 1431 nt
Organism: Castor canadensis (American beaver)
Lineage: Eukaryota; Metazoa; Chordata; Mammalia; Rodentia; Castoridae
Gene: C15H1orf35
Product: chromosome 15 C1orf35 homolog
Source: RefSeq, a predicted model, not a curated record